AUGCGAGGUAAGAUUCCAGCUGAUCAACUCCAAUACGAUCCGGAAAUUGAAGCUAUAGCUAGGAGGAACAACAACAAAACAAAGAGGAGAAAGCAACUUGCCAAGUCGAGGAAGAGGCAAGAAUCAUCAACUUCUUCAAAUCAAGAACAAGGAACAAUGGCUGCAGCUGGAGGAGGUGGCAUUCAAGAUGAAAAUGCAGGUUUUGUGAAUUUUACUCCGAGGAACAUGACAAGGAUAGGUAGACCUGCAGGCAAUGAAAGACCAAUGGAGAUGAAGUCUGGAUUGGUACAGCUGAUGUACGCCAAUCCAUUUGCGGGAUUAGACCAUGAGAAUCCGCACACGCAUUUGACAAAGUUCUAUGAACUUUGUGGCACGGCUGGUCUUACACAAGCUGAGGAAGAAGCUGUGUUUCUGAGGCUUUUUCCCUUGACUCUACUUGGGCAAGCAAAGGAGUGGUUUUUAGAUCAACCACAAAGUAGCCUUACCGAUUGGAAUGAACUUGAACGGAAAUUCUUUGCAAGGUAUUUCUCUGAUUCUAAAUUUAUGGAUUGUAAAACUGCGAUUUCUGCUUUCUCUCAGGGUGCAGGUGAAAACUUAUGUGAAACUUGGGAGAGGUUUAAAUCGUUGUUGAGGAAAUGCCCGAACCAUGAGUUUGAUGCAAGGUCCCAAAUCCAUAUCUUUCGAAAGGGCUUGCAGCAACCAACUAGGUUGAUUCUGGACGCAACAUCUGGUGGUUCUUUAAUGGCUAAAUCGCCCAUUGAAGCCAUUCAAAUCAUUGAAGCGAUGGCCUUAAAUGAUCAACAAGAUCAACAUCACCGAGGUUCACCUAGGAGAAGAGGAAUGAUUGAGCUUGGAGCGAUUGAUGCUAUGUUAGCUCAAAACAAGCAGCUCCAACAACAACUGGACGAAGUAAAGCAAACACUAAAAAAUCUGCCCAAACAGCUAAAGGAGAUGCAUGAUUCCUCUUCUAGAAAACAGGUAUAUAUAUGUGAUGUUUGUGCAGGUGAUCAUCAUACUAGUAGUUGUGAUCAGAAUCAAGAAGAAGUGAACUAUGUGGGAAAUCAGCAGAGGCAAGGUCAGUAUCAAGGAAACUACCCCAGGGGAGGAAAUCAAAAAUAUAAUCAACUUUGGAGGCAAGAUGCAUGUCCCUCAUCUAGCAUGGCACCACCAUUACCUUAUCAGAAUCAACAAUACCAACAACCACCAGUGGAUAGGACUUCAAAGCUAGAAUACACUCUGAAUCAAUUUAUGCAGGUUUCAAUAUCCAACCAUAAAAAUACUGAUGCAUCUAUUAAAAACUUAGAAAUACAGGUUGGACAGAUGGCUAAAAAUUGA
This is a messenger RNA of Lotus japonicus, 1335 nucleotides long. RefSeq lists its product as uncharacterized. The record is from RefSeq and is a predicted model, not a curated record. The transcript has a single exon. NCBI's taxonomy places the organism in Eukaryota, Viridiplantae, Streptophyta, Magnoliopsida, Fabales, Fabaceae. The coding region runs from base 1 to 1335 and encodes 444 amino acids.